Messenger RNA from Dovyalis caffra, 333 nucleotides. NCBI's taxonomy places the organism in Eukaryota, Viridiplantae, Streptophyta, Magnoliopsida, Malpighiales, Salicaceae. The record is from the annotation of a GenBank genome assembly.
AUGACUUUGCUUAAUUGCCGUAUGGAAGCAAAUGAAAGAGUUUCGUUUGGAUUUGAAGAGUUAUAUGCUCCAAGACGAAGAACCAGACUCCUUACUCCUAUUGUGACUUAUGUGGUGAUGAUAUCCAGUUGUUAUAAUGCUAUUUCUCACGAUGAUCUCUUCUUUUCCGGCAAGGUCAAUAGUCUACAACCCGGGAGACAAGAAAAACAAAAGCAAGAGUUGCGUUUGGAUUUGAGGAGUUGGAUUCUACAAAAACAAGCUAUCUACAAUUGGUCAUCUUAUUUGAAGUUCUUCUACGACAAAAAUAAGUUCAAUUCCAAUAUGAUCAACUGA